Molecule: messenger RNA, 2124 nt
Organism: Branchiostoma belcheri (Belcher's lancelet)
Lineage: Eukaryota; Metazoa; Chordata; Leptocardii; Amphioxiformes; Branchiostomatidae
Product: small RNA degrading nuclease 5-like
Exons: 6
Coding region: 51-2069 (672 amino acids)
Cellular component (GO): nucleus
Molecular function (GO): nucleic acid binding; exonuclease activity
Source: RefSeq, a predicted model, not a curated record
ACCCCCUCGUGCGGACUUGGAUCAGUUUUUGGCGAAACCUGCGCACAAAAAUGGGAAAGAAAGGCAAAAACAAGCGCAGUAAGCGCGGGCACGGUGUCAGUAAGAACGCAAAACAUCUUGCAAGACGUGGAGAAAAGAGAAGAAAGACCGAGACUGAAGACACGACGGAAGAAAAACCGGCGAAGAAGUUGAGACGAUUUGAAGCGGAGGAAAGGGCUCAAGACGGAGCCUGCACACCUGAAGGACAGGAACAGCGUCUUAAGAAACUGCGUGUGGACGACGACACACCUGUGCCACUUGUGGAGCGUCUUACGGACGGUUCUGAGACGAACAAGAAGAAAAAGAAACAGAAGAAGAAGAAGACAGACUGUGAGACUUCUCAGGACGAGGGCAGGUCUGCAGGUGAAGGUCACCUUGGGGACAACCUGUCCAGUGAUGACGUCAUGGCUCCACAAGGUCAGAGUCAAGGUCCAGAGAAUUCAGACACAAAACACCAGAAAAAUAAGAACAAAAGCAAGAAGGAGACAUCCUCACAAGAUACCCAGGCUGUCCUCCACCUGACCUUGAACAACCUUGAAGGUGAGUUCCGUCUGGCGCAGGUACAGCAGCUGUUGCUCCACGCCUUUCUGGGGAAGCGAAAAAGCGCCCCCUGGUGUCAGAUACAAAACUUCAACAAACUCCGCAAGGUCGUCCUGGUCGUUCUAAACGGGGUCUCCUCGGAACACCUGGCCCAGCACCCAGAAUGCUUUGCACAACUGGCGGCCAUGUUUCCCAACAAGAAGGUUCCGCUAGCGAUGAAGGUCGCAGACAGCCGACCGAGAGAGUUCAUGCGGGACUUGCUUCGCGUUCCGGUCAGCAAAACCGCACAGAAGAAGCUCGGUAAAGACCUAGAAAACGGGGUCGUAGACCCAGAUCUUGUAGAAAAAUCGGCCAGCUGUGCCAAGCACACAGGAGAGAAGUCUACAGUUGGUAGAACUCACUUUCUGCUAAACCGGGAACAGCUUAGAGCAAACCGGUUCCCACUAGACACAGACACAGCUCUAUCAGAGGGUUUUGUAUCGUUCGAGACCUGUACGCCAACAGACACCAGCCCAAUGUACGCUAUAGACUGCGAGAUGUGCGAGACGGAAGUCGGUAAGGAGCUCACACGUAUCUCGGUCGUCGGAGAAGACUUAAAGACAGUCUACAACUCCUUAGUGAAGCCCCGGAGACUGGUUAAGGACUAUAUGACCCAGUUUAGUGGCAUCUGUGAGAAGGACUUGAAGGAUGUGACCACCCGUCUUGAACACGUGCAAGAAAUGCUGCAGGAACUUCUUCCACCGGACGGCAUCUUGGUUGGACACUCUUUAGAGAAUGACCUUCAGGCGCUGAAGAUGAUCCACCCCCACGUCAUCGACACCAGCCUGCUGUUUAACCACCCCACCUGGCGCUUCAAGCCCAAACUGCGCACGCUGGCCAGCAAGCUGCUCGGGAAGGAGAUACAGACGGGAACUGGCGGGCACGAUUCGGUAGAGGAUGCGGCCGCUGCCAUGCAGCUCGUACAACUGAAGAUCGCGAACGGACCCAGUUUCCUGUUGGACCACGGCGGAGCCAACAGCGUCAGCGACACGGAGAGCUACUUCCGCGUCCUCGCGCGGGAAAAGAAAACCGCUACAAUGGUGGACACAGCGAGUUGUCUAAAACCUUUCCUCGGCCACCCUGUGCACUGUGUUCCUGUUGUUUCUGAUCGUGAAGCGCUUGCGAAAGCGCAGAGCGAAAUUCGAAGCAAACACUUUGUCUGGGUACAACUCCAUUCCUGGCACACGGUUGCAAACAGUUCCAUGUGCGAACCGUCCAUUUUAGCGGAAACUCUCGCAAGACUUUGUGCGAGAGUUUGUGAGCUGUACAACAUGGUACCUGAGAACUCUCUGUUUGUUGUACUGACUACAGGGGCUGAAAGUGUUGGUCAGCUGUCACAAACUUUAGACAAGGGUUCUCAGGAAAAUGUGCAGAUAGGAGAAGGUAGAAAUGAUCAGGAAAAGACCAAGUGCUCACAUGGACUCUGCUAUCUGACUGUUAAGAAAUGUUAGGGCUGCCGUAAUUUGUUUUCAGAUGAUUCUCAAAUAUUUUAAGAUAAAAAUGGAA